AUGGAGUACCUCCAAAAAUGUUUUUUUAAGACCACUAAUUGGAAUGAGGAUAACAUCUUUUCAAAUAUAAAUGCAACUUCGCAAGCUAUUCUAGACUUUCCCAUCCCGAAUGGCCUCAAGGUCGAUUCUUCGUCCAAAACUACAGAUUAUCUGGCUUCAUCAUUCACUUUGUCAAAUUUUCAUCUGAUAAAUGGGUCAUUGGCAUAUUUGUAUUCGCUGUGUCCAUUGACAAAUACAAUGGGUACAAAGGAUGUAUCAUUGCAGGAUGCAAUUGCCGGUUUUAGAAUCAUCGAACCAAUGAUUACACUUCGAAACCAACCGGUAGGUCCAAAGACAAAGAAGCUGCGAUAUAGCAACAAGUAUAACAACAACAACAACAACAACAAAAACAUCAACAACAAGAAAUAUGCCAUGAAAAAGGAUAGCAGAAACUCUUUACUAUAUGGACGAAUGUAUUUCCCAGGCUCAGCAUUGGAAGCCAUGGUCAUUAAAAGAAUCAAUGAAAAUACCCAGUUACUUGUGAAAUGUGUAAGUAAUCCGCAUUUGGAACGAAAUGGGACCAUGAUAGUUUACUUGCAGAACAACACUAUGAAGUACCUGCGUGAGUUGAUAUACUCAACUAACGAAUCCCUUAUUGGUCUAAGGUUUCUUUAUAAUUUAGGAAAUCCAAUCACCAAGAACAUUAGUCCAGCAUUGGCUCCAAAAUUUGAUAAUUCAGUGGUGUCCGUGGGCACGGAGUUGUGGUUUGCAGCUCGAACAAUGAGCCCCGGUUUAUCUACUGCAUUGAGAUAUUCAACUCGCUCAACUUCAACAGGCAAACCAUUGACCAUGACCCUCGCUGUUAACCCCAUACUAGGUCAUAUAUCAUCCACAUAUACAGUGAAGACCUCAGUCGCGUCCACGUUUUGCUCAAAGUAUGACUUUAAUUUCUUUUCGUACGCAAGUAAUCUCUCGCUAGGGUUUGAAUUAUACAGUUAUGCUCGAAACAAAAAUUAUCUUAGCCCUGUGGAAUCAUCGAUGAUGCUUGAACAGCCAACGGCAACAGUACCAGGAUCACUUCAUAACCAGGCAACAAAACCAAGGAGAGAAAGCCAAAGACAAAAGAGCGAGGAUUACAUCUCUAGCUCUGAUUCUGAUUAUACAAGAAUGCAAGUUAAGGAGUUUGGACCAGGUGGGAGAAUAACUAGUGAACAAAAAUCUAAUGAUAGGCUCCCAAAUAAAGUUUCCCCAAUACAAAACAAAAGGGACAGGGGUAGGGAACACUUUACCAAUAGCAGCAGCAAUAAUAGCAAUAGCAAUAUCAACAGCAAUGCCAACACCAAUUUGGAUGCUGCUUUUGAAGAAAAAGUAACCACUGCAUUUCAGAAUCUAGUUAAUGCAAGUGACUUCUCAAGUGUAGUAAAAGUAUCAACAAGCUUGAGAGAUAAAACAGUCAAACUUUUAUGGGAAGGUAGAGUCAAAGAUUUUUUGGUGAGUACAGGUGCUCGAAUCGCAAUAAAUCCCGUGACGAAUGCACCAGAAUUUAGCAAAUUUGGUAUUAAUUUUUCUUACGCUUUUUGA
Lodderomyces elongisporus is the source of this 1560-nucleotide messenger RNA. RefSeq names its product Mdm10p (gene MDM10). The record is from RefSeq and is a predicted model, not a curated record. Gene Ontology annotation, cellular component: ERMES complex; SAM complex. Gene Ontology annotation, biological process: mitochondrial outer membrane translocase complex assembly; establishment of mitochondrion localization; phospholipid transport. The transcript has a single exon. Lineage: Eukaryota; Fungi; Ascomycota; Pichiomycetes; Serinales; Debaryomycetaceae. The coding region runs from base 1 to 1560 and encodes 519 amino acids.